Molecule: messenger RNA, 2073 nt
Organism: Anopheles coluzzii
Lineage: Eukaryota; Metazoa; Arthropoda; Insecta; Diptera; Culicidae
Product: zinc finger protein 184-like
Exons: 1
Coding region: 213-1718 (501 amino acids)
Cellular component (GO): nucleus
Molecular function (GO): zinc ion binding
Source: RefSeq, a predicted model, not a curated record
AUUAGUAUGAAAUAAUAUUUUUUUAAGAUGCACAUACAAAGUACAUGAGUUUUUCUUUUUAUUAAAAAUCGGGGAAAAAUUAGAUGCACUUUUAUGUCAAGUAGAACUGUCAAUUGUAAAUUGUCAACAAUUCUAAAUUUGCCAAAACUGGCCUCCGUCGUGUGUUGUUGAUUUGAUAAACAAACACAAGCAAUUUUACACGCAACGGUGAAAUGAACGAACUUACGCUAGAAAAUCUACGAACGAGAUUCAAUCUUGUUUGCCGAUUUUGUUUAUCGGACAAUGACUGUUUUCCACUGUUUUUGCCCGAUGGAAAUAUCAACAAACGUUUGCAAAAAGGCAUCGAAAUCAUUAUGUCGAAAGUGGACGAAAACGACGGACUGCCCAACAACAUCUGCAGUAUGUGCUUGCAACGAAUCGAGGAUUUUGUGGACUACGAAGCAACGUGUAUCAAGUCGUACGAAAUUCUGCUGAAAUGUAUAACCGAAUCGACGGGUGUUAAAAACGGCGACAAGCAGCUAACCGUUGAAGUGCUUAUGGUGGACACAGAACAACCGGAUUACAUCGACGAUGGCGAUGGUCCACAUUUUGUUGCCGAAGAAGAACAAAGCGCACAAUACAUUGAAUACAUUGGAACGCGGCAAGAUUCAGUAGACAAGCAUGAAGAACUGAGCACGGCCACCGUCGAGGUACAUGAUAAAAGGGACGUGCUUGAGACUCCAGCAACUGAAAUAGGAAAAGAAGUGUCCCAUACUUCCCCUGUUGAACGGGAAUCAGUUCAUUGCAUUACUGAAGACAUGAAUAUCAAAGCCAUCAAUGCCAAAGUGGUGGAUUAUUGUUAUCGCAACAAUCGAAAAAUACCUAUUGUUCAGUGCAUGUUUUGCGACGGAACAUACCGUGGCAGGAAUACACUUCGAAAGCAUUUAAAGAUACAUUAUCAAAUCAAAAACUAUUCAUGUUCUUACUGCGAGCGAACCUUCGCCGAUCGGACGUCACUGCGUCUGCAUGAAGUGCGACACUCGGAAAAGAAAUCUUUCAAGUGUACCCACUGUGGCCGGGCCUACUAUAGUCAAAUUGAGCUGAACCAGCAUUGCAUAGCAAAGCACGGAGGUAGGAAAUACCUUUGUGUAGUAUGCAGCAAACUGUUCCCUUCCAAAGCAACCCUGCACGAUCACUCACGCGUACAUCAAACCGAUCGCCCAUUCGUUUGCAGCACAUGUGGCAAAAGCUUCAAACGUAACCGCAAUCUUGUACGACAUUUCAACAGUCAUCAGAAAAACGAAAUCGCAGCUCAGAGCAAAUCGCUAGAGCGAACUGCUACAGUUGCCAUCAGUUGUCAAUACUGUGAAGAAGUAUUUAAAAUACCUUCCGAGCUGUUAGAACACUUAAUACAGAUGCAUUCUCAAGAGUACGAGCAAAGUCAUGAAGGCACCCAUUACUGUUCGCUUUGCCAGAGCAAGUUCAAUGAUAUGAAGGACUACCUGGCACACCAGGCAGAACAUAACUUGAUGGUGAUCACUGUUGGAGAAAAAACAGUAUACCAGUGCUUAGAUUGUGGUAAACAGUUACGCUACCGAUCUUUGGCAGAAAAACACGUUCAGUCGCACAGCACUGAACGUCGUUUUCAAUGUAAUGUUAGUGAUUGUUUGAAAACGUACAAAUUUAAAGUACAUUUAACUCGCCAUAUGCGCUCAGCUCACAGCGAAUAUCAAACGUAAUAGCAAAAUCAAUAAAUAGCCAAAUUCUUUUACAACAAAAUGUACAAAGUGAUUUGAAAAUAGGAAAUUGAGAAUAAGAAAAGCAUAAACUUAACACUGUGGUAGUCAAAGCCUCCCUACCUGAGGUACCUAAGUUUGUAGUUAACCACUAAACGAGCAAGUUGAUGUUUCAGUUUAACUGUAAUAUGCAGGAGUUUGCUCAGGAAUUGCCUUCCGAGUGGGAACCCAAUAAAUGUCUAAUUCUACCUACAGGUAAGUAGAUUAGCUUAUAUUAAAGUUUAUAAAUUAAUAUGUCUGCAUGAACUCACAGUAAACCUAAAAAAACGCGAAACGUGUUUGGAAGAAGAUCUUGUAU